AUGGCUUCCGAUCGCAUCGCUUACAAUGUCCUCCAGACGACCAUGGCUCGCCAACGCGUGAUGGUCUACGACCUCUACGGCCUGUUGGGCGUGUCUCCAAACGUCGACGAGGACGGCCUCCGUGCCGCUUACGACUCAAUCACCCAGACCCUGCAGCAGGUUCCAAGCGACGUGAUCAACGCGGCCUACUCGGUCCUUGCCAACCCGUUCAAGCGAGCACAGUACGACCGCGACCGUCUGGAGUACCUGUACAGGCAAUUCAGCAACCACGAGUCAUUCCCUCCAACGACCAGCAUCCCUCCUGCAAACAUCAAGGGCCGAGAUGACCAGAUCCAGGUCUACACCGCGACCCUCGUCGAGCGCGUCAAGGACCCCAUCGAGGACAAGAAGAAGGCCAUCAGCCGCCGCAUCGAGACCAUCCGCAACGAGCUGGACGAGUUCAACGAGACCUCAGGCAGGCAGCGCCAGGACUGGGCCACCAGCAACAACCGCGUGCUCCGCAUGGCCGGCAACGCGCUCUGCGAGGUCGUCGUGUGCGCCGAGGAGGACCUGCGCAUGCUCGAGGACGAGCUCGGCAGGAUCGACGGCAAGCUCUCGCCCAGGGACCCCGACGGCCCUGCCGGUCGCGUCACGAGCAGCGGAUGUUACGGAAGCGAGAUCAUGGCCAUGCCCACCGGCACCGCGACGGGCACCAUGAUGCCUCCCGACAGCCAGCCGCGCGUGCUUAUGAAUAGAAACGUCCCCAGCCUCCCUCGCAGCCCUACCGUCCGCUUCCUGCCCCAGUCAGCCAGCAAGCUGGGCAUCGAUGGAACCACCAGGGACACCCCCUCAAGCGAGGCCAGCCAGGAGGCAAAGGAGGCCGACGGCAAUGAUCGUGUCAACGACUUCCUCCUCGGCCCGACCAACGGUCGCCUGCAGCCCUACCGCUGGCCCGAGGCCAACAACAACGCCAUGGCAACAACCCAAGCCGCGACCCAGAUCCCGCACGCCCGCGCCGCCUCCCUGCUGGAGAAGCUGAGACAGUCCACAGAUCAGGAGCGAGUUGGUGCCAACAACAACAACAACAACCCUCCGGCAGGCGGCGCAAUGGGCCUCGUGGCCUGGCAGCGCCUCAACGGGCCCGGCAACCCGCAAGACAGCCCCGAGACCACCCGGCGCACCCAGAGCCACCCCGACGACCUCACCGCCUACAACAGGCCCUACGAGCCGGCGCACACCCAGUCGGCCGACCAGCUGGAGCCGGCCCGCCGCCCGUCCCAGCAGCUCGACGUGCCCACCCCGCCCCAGGCGGCCUGGCGCAACUCGUGGGGCCCGGCCUUCUCCCGCGGCUUCGACGGCGCCGGUGCCGGUGCCGCACCCGGUGGAAGCUGUGGCUUCGACGUCGCGCGGCCUGCUGCGCGGGGCUUCAGUGCCACAGCGUCCAACACGGUGCUCUUCAAGGAGGUGCAGGACCGCGCUGCUGCGCUGGCCCGGGCGCCUGGCCGCUGGGUCGUUGGCGGUCCGGGCCUGACCAACUACGAUGGCGGUCAAGCUGCCUCCCCCGAGGAGAAGGACAAGGGACCCGAUGAUCCUUUUGCCUGA
Molecule: messenger RNA, 1581 nt
Organism: Diaporthe citri
Lineage: Eukaryota; Fungi; Ascomycota; Sordariomycetes; Diaporthales; Diaporthaceae
Exons: 2
Coding region: 1-1581 (526 amino acids)
Source: RefSeq, a predicted model, not a curated record